GCACGAACAAACCAUGUGGGGAGGAAACGGUGCUGGCCAGAACGCCAAGCUUUUGCAGCACAAGGUCCUUACUUUCGAUGUCUAUGGCACGCUGAUGGACUGGGAGACCGGGAUAUUGAAGGCGCUCGAGCCGAUCGUUGCGGGUACAUCACUGAAGUCCAAAGCCGAGAUCUUGGACGCCUUCGAGAGCGUCGAGACCGAGCUGCAAGCGCGUUAUCCAGAGAUGCGGUACAGCGAGCUACUGGCGCGUACCCACGCAGAGCUGGAUGCGCGCCUGCACGGCAAGCCCAGACCACCAGAACCCACGGCAGGGGGCACUGAGGCCACGGUUGAGACAGACUUGAAGGAGGCAGGAAGCACGAGCGUCGGCUCGUCUGCAUCCGCAGAGGGGGCCGGCGAAGUCGACCCCCACACUGCGUUUGGGCAGAGCAUCGCGCAAUGGCCCGUCUUCCCCGAUACGAUUCCCGCUCUCGCGUACCUGAGCCAGCACUUCAAGCUGACCGUCCUCUCCAACGUCGACCGCGCCUCAUUCUCCGCGACGCAGCGCGUGCUCGGGGGGCCGCCGGAGGCGCGCAACUUUGCGUUUACGGCGGUGUAUACCGCCGAAGACGCGGGCGCGUACAAGCCCGACCCCAAGGCGCGUGCGUACGCGCUGCGCCGCAUCGAGGAGGACCUGGGCUUCAAGAGCCACGAGGUGAUCGUCGUCGCGAACAGCGUGGAGGCGGACAUUGCGCCUUCGCAUAAGAUCGGGCUGGCGACGGCGUGGGUCAAUCGAGAGGGCUCUGUCAUUGGAAAGAACGAAGUAGAGGGGUCAAGGGCAACGUUCAAGUUUAGGAGUCUAGGCGAAAUGGCGGAAGCGCUCAGGCGAGAGGUCGAGGGAGCGUAAAUCAGUCCGAUGAAAUGGUUUCCACAUGUACGCCAAAUUAUAAAGUUUAAACCAACGUAUAUAGCUAUACAUCCGAUAUAGAGCCUGGAUCAAUAUCAUCUGGGCUUCACUGGG
Messenger RNA from Postia placenta MAD-698-R-SB12, 1000 nucleotides. RefSeq lists its product as hypothetical. The coding region runs from base 14 to 886 and encodes 290 amino acids. The transcript has 2 exons. Lineage: Eukaryota; Fungi; Basidiomycota; Agaricomycetes; Polyporales; Adustoporiaceae. The record is from RefSeq and is a predicted model, not a curated record.